AUGAAAUCAAACAAGGCCUCUGCUUUCACAGCCGGUGGAAGACUAGAAUCAGGAAAGUAUAAAAGCAUCCUCAUUCUUCAACUAAUUUUAUACUCUUGUGCCUUCGUUGCCUUGACAGUAGCAACUGGAGUUUAUCUUUGGGACAAGGAAGUCGACAAUAAAUGCGCUCACUGCAACUCAGACGGUUGCAACAUCUUUAGAGAUGAUGUUAUUAAUGUACAUGAUAGAUUUUCAGAUAUCUUGAAGAUCUAUUUCGCUGUAUUCAUUGCUAACUCUGUGAGAUGCAUAUUGGUGCUCCUCGCUGUUUUGACAAACAACAAAAAACUUGUAAUGCUUGAUGGCAUUUGCUGCUUCAACGAUUGCCUAGCAUUCGCUGCUCUCAUCAUCAUCCAUGUUUAUAGGUUCCAAUAUUCUGGAAAAUGGUGCUCUGGAGAUGUAGCUAUGGAUAAAGGUAAUCUUAGCUAUGACGACAUGACCAAGGUUGCUGAUAGUGAGAGUGGAAAGUUUUAUCUCAUUCACAGAGGAAGAUUACUUCUUGGUAUCGUGAUCUGGAUCUGGGUCGGUGGUUUUUCACUUGGCUGCAUUUCUGUUGUUCACGCUAUCUUGAUCAUUAAGUCUUGA
This is a messenger RNA of Stylonychia lemnae, 621 nucleotides long. The record is from the annotation of a GenBank genome assembly. Lineage: Eukaryota; Ciliophora; Spirotrichea; Sporadotrichida; Oxytrichidae.